Eremothecium sinecaudum is the source of this 2412-nucleotide messenger RNA. RefSeq names its product cleavage polyadenylation factor subunit CFT2 (gene CFT2). The record is from RefSeq and is a predicted model, not a curated record. Bases 1 to 2412 code for a protein of 803 amino acids. Gene Ontology annotation, biological process: mRNA 3'-end processing by stem-loop binding and cleavage. NCBI's taxonomy places the organism in Eukaryota, Fungi, Ascomycota, Saccharomycetes, Saccharomycetales, Saccharomycetaceae. Gene Ontology annotation, cellular component: mRNA cleavage and polyadenylation specificity factor complex. Gene Ontology annotation, molecular function: RNA binding. The transcript has a single exon.
AUGCCAUAUAAAUUAACAUGCUUAAAAGAUGAAUCUGGUGCAACCAGAGGUACAUUAGUUUGUUUUGAUAACUGCACUUUUCUUAUUGAUCCUUCUUGGUCUGGUAGAGGUUACUAUGAUGAUUGCUUAAAAUUUUGGAAAGAAUGGGUUUCUCAGUUGGAUAUAAUAUUGCUAUCACAACCGACACAAGAUUGUAUUGGUGCUUAUGCUAUGUUAUAUUAUGAAUUCACAACACAUUUUAAGUCAAGAAUUCAGGUUUAUUCAACUCUGCCUAUUGCAAAUCUCGGUAGAGUUGUUACUGUAGAUCUAUACGCAAGUAAGGGGAUAAUCGGACCUUACGAUACUAAUAGAAUGGAUAUUGAAGACAUUGAGACUGCGUUUGAUCACAUUAAUACAGUGAAGUACUCUCAAUUGGUUGAUUUAAAGAAUAAGUUUGAUGGAUUGGGACUGGUAGCUUAUAGUUCAGGUUUUGCUCCAGGUGGAGUAAUAUGGUGUAUAAAUAAUUAUUCUGAAAAGUUUUUAUACGCACCACGAUGGAAUCAUACAAGAGACACAAUAUUGAAUAGUGCAGAUCUACUGGAUAAAACAGGAAAGCCAUCUUCUGCAUUGAUGCGUCCGUCGGUGGUUCUAACCUGCACAGAAAACGUUAGUCCAUCGAUCCCAUAUAGGAAGCGAUCUCUUAAAUUUAAGGAGAUUGUUAAGAAAGCUUUGGUAUCCAAUAGUUCAGUUGUUAUCCCUACUGCUAUUGGUGGAAAAUUUUUAGAGUUAUUUGUACUGAUUAAUGACCUAUUAUAUGAAACCAAAAAAUCUGACUUACAGAGUGAUGUACCUGUGCUAUUAAUAUCAUACUCUAGAGGACGUACGUUAACGUACGCCAAAAGUAUGCUAGAAUGGAUGUCAUCUCAGCUGGUCAAAACUUGGGUAUCGCGGGAUAAUAAAUCACCUUUUGAUAUGGGAAAUAGAUUAAAAAUUGUCCCCGUUAGCAAGUUGUCGAAUUACCCAGGAACGAAAAUCUGCUUCGUCUCUCAGGUAGAUACUCUCACAAACGACGUCAUUAGCAAAAUAUGCACAAAGGAAAAGGCUCUACUAUUACUGACCGAGAAGCCAAAUAGCGGUUCACAAAAUAUUCCUAUCUUAAACAAGGCAUAUGAUAAAUGGGAACGUGCUAUUAGUACAAGCAAUUUUAAUGCCACAGAGGGUAACCCUAUUGUGUAUUCUGAGAGUAUGGCUGUUCAAUUCAUCAAAACGAAGCCAUUAACAGGUGAUGAUCUGAGUGAGUUUCAAUCUAGGAUAGAAAACCGAAGUCGACAAAGGAGUGAGAUUUUGGCAUCCUUCCAAACUACCGAACAUGCUGCAAAUAAUGGAUCUGCGUUCAGUGAUGAUGACGACGAUGGUGACGACGAUGUUUUACGUUCUAGUGUAGGUGGUGCUUUAUCGGCGAAGAUCGAGAUACCGAUGGAUAUUUUAAUCAGUUCCUCAAUAACGCCUAAGCAUAAAAUGUUUCCUUUUCAACCUGGCAAGGUCUCUCGUGAUGAUUAUGGUGAUUUAGUUGAUUUUGAACAGUUUUUGACCUUAGAUGGGGGUAGAGUGAAACGAAAUGCCGACCAGUUCGAGGAUGAAGAAGAGGGCUACGAUCCACACGAGUUUGAAAAUCCAAACAAACAUAGUACAGUUGGAAUUAGAAGGCGUGGGGACCCAGACCCAAAUCAGAGCCAUGGCAACAACGAUGAUCUAUCAUAUUUAGAAACAAAUAGUUCACCACAGCAAAGGGUAGUUAGUCACCAUAAAGUGACUGUCCGCUGUUCAAUGGCAUUUGUAGAUCUAUCUGGGUUAGUGGAUUCUAGAUCGCUAUCAAUUAUUUGGCCUGCAUUGAAACCAAGAAAAAUGGUUCUUACCCCUGUUGCAGAAUCCCAUAAAGAGACAUGGAUAGCUACUCAGUUGCAAAGAAAGGGAUUAGAUGUUAUCGACGCUCAGUUUAAUAAAGACCUCACAAUUAAUACAACUCUUAAGUCUCUAGAUGUACUUAUAGACGUUGAAAUGGAUCAAAGCUUACGUUGGCAGCGUAUUAGUGAUGGUUACGUCGUGGCUCAUGUAGCAGGCCGGUUAGUUCGAGAAAAAGAUGCGAAACUUUCACAUAGAGAAAAACUAAUAUUAAAGCCUCUUUCAAACCAUCCUUCGAGGGUUCAGACCGGAGGAACCUUACGCAUUGGAGAUGUAAGACUAGCUGAACUGAAACGCAACUUAACAGCACAAUCUCACGUCGCUGAAUUCAAAGGAGAAGGAACAUUAGUUGUCGACGGGCAGGUUGUCGUGCGCAAAAUUGGUGAGAGUGAAGCAAUAGUCGACGGCAUCCCUUCCGACUUAUUCUACAAGGUGAAGGCUGCGGUAGCAGAUAUGUUAGCCAAGGUAUAG